GAAUAAAUCCCAAGAAAAUCUGGCUUAAGAACCAUCAACAUGAAAUAUCCAGCACCCAAACAAUCAAAAGGGAACAUCCAGAGCAUGCGAUUCACAUAGAUGAGAAACGGUUCAAAUCCGAAAUAUCCAAGGAAGAUUUCGUUGCGCCAUCGAGUUCACAUAUGAAGAUUCAUAGCGGUAGGAGGUCGUUUUCUUGUUCGGAAUGCGCGGCAAAUUUCACCACAUCAGGGAAUCUGCGUAGACAUAUGAUGAUUCAUACCGGUAAGAAGCCGUUCUUUUGCUCGGAAUGCACGGCAAAUUUCACCCGGUCAGACAAUCUGGAUGGACAUAUGAUAAUUCAUAGCUGUAAGAGGCCGUUGUCCGGAAUACACAACGAAUUUCACCCGGGCAGA
Molecule: messenger RNA, 392 nt
Organism: Loa loa (African eye worm)
Lineage: Eukaryota; Metazoa; Nematoda; Chromadorea; Rhabditida; Onchocercidae
Product: zinc finger protein
Exons: 1
Biological process (GO): regulation of transcription by RNA polymerase II
Molecular function (GO): DNA-binding transcription factor activity; RNA polymerase II cis-regulatory region sequence-specific DNA binding
Source: RefSeq, a predicted model, not a curated record